UAGUAUCGUGUGUAUGAUAAAAGAGGCGGCAGGUGUGCAGUUAAAUUAUAGUGUAAAUAUUAUCCAGCUGAAACUAGUGCCCUGCCUAGGAUACACAGAAAGAUAUGUCGAACUACCGGCCAAUCGAUUCAAAAAGGGAAGAAUUCAGGAAGUAUUUGGAGCGAGCUGGUGUUAUGGAUGCACUAACAAAAGUACUGGUUAGUUUGUAUGAAGAAGCUGAGAAGCCAGAUGAUGCUUUAGAUUAUGUUCGCAAACAUUUAGAUGGAAGUGGUCCCGAUUCAGAGGAUAUAGAAGCAAUAAAAGCUGAGCUGGAUGUCAGUAAAACUAAAAUAGAAGAAUUAGAACAAGAGAAUGCUACACUUAAAGAUAAGCUGUUACAGUAUGAAGGACCAAGAGGUGAAAACGCCCAACGUGAAGACGCACAGGCAGCUGACAGUGUUGCACCUAAUACUGAAGAGGAAGAAGGGGGACUAGCAGUGUCUCCGGGUCCAUCAGAAUGAACACCCAAUGGGCCCAAUG
This is a messenger RNA of Cryptotermes secundus, 519 nucleotides long. Its product is annotated as c-Myc-binding protein. Gene Ontology annotation, molecular function: transcription coactivator activity. Gene Ontology annotation, biological process: regulation of DNA-templated transcription. NCBI's taxonomy places the organism in Eukaryota, Metazoa, Arthropoda, Insecta, Blattodea, Kalotermitidae. The coding region runs from base 105 to 500 and encodes 131 amino acids. The transcript is spliced from 3 exons. The record is from RefSeq and is a predicted model, not a curated record. Gene Ontology annotation, cellular component: nucleus.